AUUUUUAAAUUCAAUACUAAUGGAUUUAAUAAAUAGAUUUAGUAAAAUUACAAUAUAAAUUAAAGUAUAAUACAUAAAAUUAUACUUGCAUAAAAAUGAAAUGAAAUUAAUAAAAUGAUGACAUUGAUAUAUGGAAUCAAUAUGGAAUCGAUGGAAUUUUUUUUGAUGUAUUUUUCAAAAAUUGAAUGAAUAUUAGUAGUGUUAAAAAAAAAAUAAAUGUCGAUUUAAUUAUUGAUUUAGUGAAUUAAUUGAAAGUGAAGUGCUAGAUUUUUGGUGCUGAUGAAAGAAAGUGUUAUAGGAUAUAGGGUAAAGGGCAAUUGUGUCCUCAAGAAUGAGUAAAGGACAUGCCGAGUGAUUCGAGAAGGAUCACGCUUGUUUUACAAGAAUUCUCAUCCCCCUUGAGGACUUGGAUCGGUCAGUGUAAGCUCCUCUUUUUUCUGAAAAAAGAUGAGCUCCAUAGAUUUCGACGAGGUGCUGUUACACGUGGGCGAGAAAGGAAGAUAUCAAAAUAUUAUGUACUAUCUACUCUGCAUACCAGCCACUUUGCCAGCUGCAUUUUUGGCUUUCUCGCAAGUGUUUGUCAGCGCAUCGCCGGAUCACUGGUGCAAAAUACCAGAACUAGACAACUUAACAAGUAUUCUUAGCCUGGAAGAACGUAAGGCUCUUUCACUGCCUUAUAGAAUUAGGUCAGAUGGAAGAAAAGAGUAUGACAGAUGUACAAUGUAUGAUGUAAAUUACACCUCAAUUGUAGAGUCUUGGUUAGAUAGUUUCUUAUCAAACGAUUCUCAAUUUGAGAGUUCAACUUCUUCAUCAUCUUCCAUAAUAUCUUCAAAUUUGAUUUAUCCACCAAAUCGUCUUCCAUCACCACCAGUCAGCAAUCCCAAUUGGCCAGUCACCAAAUGUCGUUACGGAUGGGACUACGACACUAGAGACUACGACAGUACUCUUGUCACAGAGCUAGACCUCGUUUGCGACAACAGUUGGUGGCCUUCCACGUCGACGACGUUUUUCUACGUGGGAAGUUUAUUUGGAAAUGUUGUCUUCGGCUGGAUCGCAGAUAAAUGGGGCAGAAGAACUGCCUUUUUCGCUAUACUUUUCUUAGAAGUUAUCUUCUCGAUAGCCACUAGUUUCAGCCCCAAUUACGUCAUUUACACAGCUCUAAGAACCAUCAAUGGCCUCUUUUUUCCAGCCAUCUACCAAAUUCCCUUCAUUCUUGCUCUCGAAUUAAUGGGACCGAGGUAUAGAACCUUCGCUGGCAUGGUCAUUUGCAUGUUUUUCGCAUCGGCAAUGUCACUUCUCGCGUUAUUGGGAUAUCUCCUGAGGCAUUGGUACACUUUAUCAUUAGCCACAUCAGUUCCAUUUAUUCUACUCUUUAGCUACUAUUGGAUAAUUCCAGAAUCGCCAAGGUGGCUUCUCAGUAAAAAUAGGAUAGACGAGGCAGAAGAAAUUGUCCAGCACAUGGCCAAAAUGAAUGGUAGAACAGUGCCCACGAAUUUUCUUAGAAAAAUGGAGAUGGACAUUUUAAAACGUCAAGGAGUUUCUUGUAAUGGGAAAAAUUGUGGGGAAUUCUCACCGGAAAUGGAGACUGAAGAUAGACCACCACCACCUUCCGCAACCCCAAUGGAUUUAAUAACAAAUCCUAAUAUCAGGAAAAAAUUUUUUAUUUUAGCAUUUGAUUGGGUGGCAAAUGCGGUCGUUUAUAAUGGUCUGUCGUAUAAUACGACGAAUCUAGGUGUCUCUGAUUACUUAGCUUUUUUUAUUGGUGGAAUAGUAGAGAUUCCAUCCUACGUAAUUACAUGGUACGCUAUGGAUAGAAUAGGAAGGCGAUGGGUUCUUUGUCUAACUAUGCUUCUAGGAGGUUUAGCAUGUGUUUCAUGCAUGUUUGUUCCCGAAGAUGCUGUUUGGGUGACAGUGAGUUUAGCAAUGAUUGGAAAAUUUGGAAUAGCAGCAUCAUUUGCAGUCUUCUACGUAUUUGUGGGAGAAUUAUUGCCAACUGUUCUCAGGUCCCAAGCAAUGGGGAUUGCAUCAUUUAUAGCUGGAAUAGGUCUUUUAACAUUUCCCUACAUUGUGCAUUUAGCUGUUUAUUCAAGAGUUCUCCCUCUAAUUAUAAUGGGAUCAUUAAGUGUAGCCGGAGCAAUAACGUCCAUUUUCUUGCCAGAAACAUUAAAUAUACAUUUGCCACAGACUGUUGAAGAAGGUGAACUUUUUGGAGCUGAUUUUAAACUCUGGUCCUGUCCACCAUUAUCCGCAUGUCCAAGGGAAGAAAAGGUAGAAAUUCCUCUAAAGUACUUUGUGAAUGGAGGACCGGAACGUCGUUCGAAAUCAAAUAUUCUAUCAGAUUCAUCGCCUUCGGAUGCGGCACCCUUAGAAAUAGAAAGAUGUCUACUGUCAUUAAGUGAAGAUGAAACUGCAAAUUUAAAAUAUGCUGACAGUGAAGAUGUUUAAGAACAAAAAAUAAAUAAAUAAAUAAAUAAAUAACUUCAAAAGAAACUAAAAAAUUAGAAACAGUGCUUGUGAAAAAGUGUCAAAUGUUCUUUAUACUGAUGAUAAUCAGUUAUCUGACUGUAUCAGUCCUUUUCUCUGUAUUAUAUUUUCAGUAUAGGGAAGCGUUGUAUUUAUUUUUGUCCCGUUAUUAUAUAAAAGUCUAAUGUCUUCGUAUAAACUCUGCCUCGUGACCGAAUUUUGUUGCGCUUUUUGGCGCUACACGCACUUUCAGAACAUUUUUUUUUUUAUUUUAUUUUUUUCUUAUUUACAGUUGACAAUUUAAUAUCUUUCUAUUACAGUUAUAAUUGUCUUGAAUCAUUCAUUACCAAUAAUCUGCGAAAUAAAGAUAUAUACUUUAGUGACAAAAAAAAAAAAAAAAAAAAUUGUAAAUAAUGUCAGACUUGCGCAAAGUGCGUGUAUAAUAAUUAUCACUAUAUAGCUGCCCAAGUGAAAACGUUAUCAAAGUACACAAAAGCACGUGGACUUAAGACUUAAUACUUAACGUUAAUUCCAGACUAAUGUUUGUUAUUUAAUAUUUAUUUGUCGAACGCACUGCCCUUAUGAAGAAGACAACCAUUCUCAAUUUAUCGAUAUUAUAAUGUAUAUUCAAGAAAAAUUUUGUCGUAGAUCUUUUUUUAUAAAGGAAACUUGUUGAAAAAAAAUUUUCAUUAGAUUUGAAAUUUUUUUUUAGACCAAAGAAUAGAAAUAUUUUUUCAUCAGGUUUUUUUUUUUUUUUUAAUAUUCUAUGCGCAACAAUUUAUUAAAAGACUGCUUUAUAAAGAUUAUAAAUUUUAAUAUUCUAUCAUAGUAACCCUUAUAUAUUUUUUUUAUAUAUAAGAUUUUUAACGACAUGAACAAAAAAAAUUGUAAUUUUUCAUUGAAAAUCGCUGUUUUCUUCCAUUAGGACUUAUAACGCAAUAUUCUCUUGUGGCAUUUCGGUCGCUAUAAGAUCCUAUUUAGAUUAUUAUAAUAAAUGAUCUUCCGUCAUAUUGUGUGACAUAAUGUAUUAUUUGUGCAAUAUGCAAAUUUCAAAAAGAAAAAGCAUGACUCCAUGUGUUUAGUCUUAUAAGUGACGUGUAGAAAAGAUAAAUGUAUCUCAUUUGUAAUAAAGAAAUACCGAAAAGGC
Leptopilina boulardi is the source of this 3610-nucleotide messenger RNA. RefSeq names its product organic cation transporter 1-like. Gene Ontology annotation, cellular component: membrane. Bases 448 to 2445 code for a protein of 665 amino acids. The record is from RefSeq and is a predicted model, not a curated record. Gene Ontology annotation, biological process: transmembrane transport. Lineage: Eukaryota; Metazoa; Arthropoda; Insecta; Hymenoptera; Figitidae. The transcript is spliced from 9 exons. Gene Ontology annotation, molecular function: transmembrane transporter activity.